Molecule: messenger RNA, 1036 nt
Organism: Solanum stenotomum
Lineage: Eukaryota; Viridiplantae; Streptophyta; Magnoliopsida; Solanales; Solanaceae
Product: protein ACCELERATED CELL DEATH 6-like
Exons: 2
Coding region: 315-824 (169 amino acids)
Cellular component (GO): plasma membrane
Molecular function (GO): protein phosphatase regulator activity; protein phosphatase 1 binding
Source: RefSeq, a predicted model, not a curated record
CAUUGACAUUAUCUGGAUCUUGGUGAAAUUAUUACUAGAUCCUGAACACAACUUCCCAGCCAAUAAGGCUGGGGAGACACCACUUUAUUUGGCAGCAGAGUCUGGUUUUCAUGAUGCUUUGAUUGAAAUCUUGAACGUUUGCAAAGAACCAACUUAUGUUGCAGGUCUAUCCAAUCGAACACCUCUACAUGCAGCCGUAGUUCAAGAACACACGGGAGAAAUUGGUAGGCGAUUUGUGCAGCAUAAAUGGACGAUUGGGACAACGUGACUUCAAGGUAAAACGGAAAACAGAAACGAUUGGUAACAUAUGACAGAUGAGGAAGGAGGAUGAUCAGGACAAAGCUAAGAGAGACAAAAUAGAAAUAGAAAAAAUUAUGAAGGCAGCUCAAAUACAAGUAGUUGUAGCUACUCUCCUAAUGACAGUCACGUUCGCAGCUGGUUUCACAUUGCCAGGAGGUUUAUACAACGAUGACAGUCCUAAUAAAGGGAUGGCGAUUCUAUUAAGAAAAACAGUGUUUCGUGCAUUUGUUAUUUCAGAUGUCCUGACAUUUGCAUUCUCAGCUGGUGCUAUAUUCAUCUACUUCCUCAUGGCAGAUUGUGAUGUAGACGAAGAUGAAGAAUGUACAAGGGACUGGUUCAAAGUUUUAAGAAGUUAUUAUUAUAUAGCAGGUAUUUUGCAACUUUUGGCAAUGGGUGCUGUUGUAAUUGCAUUUGUGACUGGUAUGUAUGCUACUUUAGCAAAUUCACUUGCUCUUGCUGUUAGUGUUUGUGUCAUUGGUUGUGUCUCUUUUCUUAUGAACUUUUGGAUUUUCUUUUGGGUAUAGAAAACCAAUAAGAAACUCUUAAGAGCUCUUGCUUUUUAGGCCUAUUGAGCCAACAAACAUACUUUGUAGUCAUGCUCAAGUUGCCACCAAAUACUUGGCCCAAAUAUGUAUUAAAUUAUGGUUAGAUUGUAUGAUCUAGUAUAAAUAUUGAGUGCUAAAUAAGUACUUCUUUCUAUGUUCAAGAUUAUUUAGUGAAUUUGUAUUGAACUUUG